Messenger RNA from Chiloscyllium plagiosum (whitespotted bambooshark), 2281 nucleotides. Lineage: Eukaryota; Metazoa; Chordata; Chondrichthyes; Orectolobiformes; Hemiscylliidae. The record is from RefSeq and is a predicted model, not a curated record.
GCUCCCUCCUAACAGGAAACAUCUUACCACACAUCAAAAGAAGUGCAUGACUCGCAAUCUGACCAUAUGUAAAUUAUAACAAGCAAUUUUCCCACAAAUCAGUUCCUUGAAGAAUGAGAGAGUAGGGAAUGUUCUGAUCCUGAAGUCACUUUGUUUAAAAUCCUCUAAAAUAUGUGUGAAUGCCGGGCCGAGUUUAAUGAUCUCCAUGCCAAGCUUCAUGAUGCCAUUAUGAAAGGAGACCAAGAGAAUAUCAAAAGAUUGCUGAAGGUCAAUCCAAUCAAUGAUCCCAUUACUAUCUGGAAAAACUGUACCUUAUUCCCCACACUUCCAGCUCAGGAGUUAGCUAUCCUUCCAAUCCACUUGGCUGCAACAUACAGAAAGGCAAAGAGUUUACAAUGCUUACUUCAAUUAAAGGCUGAUGUAGAAAAGAGGGAUGCCUUGGGCCGAACAGCAUUGCAUCUGAUCAUUGUCCACUGGCCCAACAUAAUCCAAGACUGGAUUGUACCAAAGACCAAGUUUGAGAAAGCUAUGGCGGGCAUGCAGAGCCGGGCUGAGCAGUGCCUGCAGCUGCUAUGCCAACACGGGGCACAGAUCAACGUGGCCACCCAAACCAGGAGUCAGGACACAGCAAUGCAUCUGGCUGUGCGCCACGGAGCCUGGCGGGCAGUGCCCAUCCUGGCACGGUAUGGUGCCAACCUAGAGACAGCUAACCAUCAUGGCAUGACCCCAAUGCACAUGGCCAGCGGGCUGCUGGACCAGCGCAUGGUGGAGGAGCUGCUGGGCCGGGGGGCACGAGUGAACAGCGAGGUGGUGGGCAGUGGCAGCACUCCCCUUCAGUUGGCCGUCUGCGCCGCCUCAGGCAAAGGGGCGCAGCAGCUCGGGGCUGGCCUGGAUUGCGUGCGGGUCCUUCUGGCAGCAGGUGCCAGCGUGGACACCCAAGAUCAGCAGGGGAGGGCAGCAGUGCAUGAGGCAUGUUUUGGGGGACGACAGGAGCUCAUCGACCUGUUGCUGGAGCAUGACGCUGACCUGGGCCUGCGCACCAAGCUAGGUGAGUCACCUCUCUCCCUCUUCCUGGAACGCAGGCCCAACCUCCGGUGCAGCCAUCUGCUGGCAAAACUGCUCAGCCUCUCCUGUCCUCUGCGGAUUGCCAGCAGGCAGGGGGGCCAACUGCCCAGCGGACUGCUGUGCCCAGAAUUCCGCCAGCACCGGGAGUUCCUAUUGACCCUGAGCCAGGAGCCACCAUCUCUUCAGGAUCUCUGCCGGGUGGCAGUCAGGAAGGUCUACGGCCACCGGCAGAGGCAGCAUCUCAAAGAGAUCUUGCCCACCUCAGUGUGGCAGUUUGUGUAUGGUUACAGGGACUAUGCCAGGAGGUUGGCAGAGAUAGAAGUCAAGCCAAUAGAACAGCUCAACUGUGGGGAAUCAAGGGAAUCUGGCCAACAGCCUGCUCCACAUGCACUGAGUGGACACUGAUGUUACCAACAUUCUUUAAUUUAUAUUUUCAUGUACCUGAUAGGAAUUGGUGCUGGAGCCUUAGCAUCAUUUAAUGUCACUCAGCGACAGAUGAUAACUCUCACAAUGGAACAGUCAGAAUAAAAUAAAGCAGUUUUGAUAAGAUUUCUCCAUUUAUGAAGUGUUUACAGCAUAGAGCAGAUCAUUCAACCCACCUGCUAGAUCAGUUUUUCCGCUCCACAAGAGCCUCCUCCCAUCUCUUUCCAUCUCAGCCUUUCAGCAUAUCCUAUUUUCUUUUCAGCUUCAUAUGUUUAUUCAGCUUCUAGUUAAAUAUUCACCUCAAAUUAUUCGCCUCAAUCACAGUUUGUGGUAGCAAGCUUCACAUUCUCUCCUCUCUCAAUAAAAACAUCUCUCGAUUGUGUGUAUUAGUAAUGAUCUCAUGUUUGUGGCCCUUAGUACUGUACACCACCCUGCCCCUGCACCCCCCCCCCAGAAGAAGAAGCACCCCUUCACAUCUUCCCUUCAAAUUCUUUCAUAAUCUUAAAUUCUAUUGGGUGACCUUCUAGGACAACAACUCCAGCCUAUUUAAUCUUUACAGAUACGUAUGACCUCUCAAUUAUGGUUUCAGUUUUAGCAAUCCAAAUUUCUCCAGUGUCUCUGUAUUUUUUCUAUAUUAUGAAUGAUUACUUACAGUACUGAAGACAGCGAGUGGUCUUCUAUACAUGAAGCAAAACUUUUCUGCUUUUCAAUUCUCUCUCUCUCUACCCAUUUCAUUUUAUGGUCUUGUUAACUUCUUGUCCUCAGUUCAUAACAAAGAUGUCAUUUGUAAAUU